This is a messenger RNA of Sarcophilus harrisii (Tasmanian devil), 3594 nucleotides long. RefSeq names its product fibronectin leucine rich transmembrane protein 3 (gene FLRT3). Gene Ontology annotation, molecular function: protein binding. The record is from RefSeq and is a predicted model, not a curated record. Lineage: Eukaryota; Metazoa; Chordata; Mammalia; Dasyuromorphia; Dasyuridae. The transcript has 3 exons. The coding region runs from base 1048 to 2997 and encodes 649 amino acids.
ACUUCAGACUUGGAGGUGGGCUGCGUGUGCACGAAACUGGAAUGCUUUCCCUCUCUCGCUCCUGCUCGGUCUAAGAGUGCUCUGAAACAGGACCAGCUCGCUGGGUACUGCAGCUGCUGUGGGCUUUGUGUGUUCUGGACCUGCCGAGGAAGGGGGUGGAUUCUUUCAGUUAACAAUCAGUGGGAUUACAGCUGGAGCUGGGCAUUGUAUAUAGGAUUUCCUUUUUUCCUUCAGCUUUCUGGUUAAUUAAGUGACCGAGGAUUUUUUAGAAGACAUAUUUGGAAGAAAUAUAGCUUGUUCUCUUUUAUAUUUAUCAAGAAGAACAUCUAAAUUUCAUCUUCUUUCUUGUCUCAAAAAAGAAAAUUUAUGCUUCUGUAACAAGAAGAAAUACUCCACCAGAAAUUUUGAAAAAUUACAAAAAAGCAAAAACUGGAAAUAGCUAUUUCACUGCAGGUAUGCAGACCUCAGGAUAUAGCUACUCAACAAAGUUUAUACUUGGGUAACUUUAUACAGGAAGAGAAUUUGGGGGGGGCAACUGCCUGAAAAACCUAUUAUUAUAUAGGCCUUAACAUCAUGAAUGGUUUUCUUCAUGUGGAUCUGAAAUCACUAUCUCUGACACUACACAGAAGAGGAUAUAAGAAUUUCAAAGAAGGCAACUUCCAUUAAGGCAUUAAACUAUACAAAAGAAACUCUUGACACAGAGAUUCUAUUUGAAGGGGAAAAAACAUAUAGGAAGCCAUGUGUUGCACAUAGUAACAGGAAGCUGAAUUGUUUCCAUCCUACAAUCUAAUGCACUUGUCGACCGUGAUGAACAACUGCUGGAAUGUUCACUGAGAACAGUGAGCCUUGUCAGGAGGUAUAUGCUGCAGAGCACCCUUCAAAUAAACAGUCAAGAAGCAACUUCAUGGACUGAACAAGAAAAGCCUUCUCCAGGAAAGCAAUUUAUGCCACUGGAUCCCUGUCAGCACAGAUUUUACUUAAAUCUCUAAAUAAGGGCACUGAAAUCAAGAGAAAAAGAUUUCUGUGAAGACCUCAACACUGCUGACCAUGAUCAAUCCAACCUGGAGCAUCUUCCUAAUUUGGACUAAAAUAGGGCUAUUCCUUAAAAUAGCACCCCAAUCAGUCAUGGCCAAAUCCUGCCCUUCUGUGUGUCGCUGUGAUGCAGGAUUCAUUUAUUGUAAUGAUCGUGAGCUAACAUCCAUUCCUACAGGAAUCCCAGAGGAUGCUACAACCCUCUAUCUUCAGAACAAUCAAAUAAAUAAUGCAGGGAUUCCUUCAGAGCUAAAAAACUUACUAAAAGUAGAAAGAAUAUACUUAUACCACAACAGUUUAGAUGAGUUUCCAACUAACCUCCCAAAAUAUGUUAAAGAAUUACAUUUACAAGAAAACAAUAUAAGGACCAUUACUUAUGAUUCACUGUCAAAAAUUCCUUAUCUAGAAGAACUACAUUUGGAUGAUAACUCUGUUUCAGCUGUUAGCAUUGAAGAUGGAGCCUUCCGGGAUAACAACUAUCUCAGACUGCUUUUUCUAUCCCGGAAUCACCUUAGUACCAUUCCCUGGGGUUUACCUAGGACUAUAGAAGAGCUGCGCUUAGAUGAUAAUCGGAUAUCCACAAUUUCAUCACCAUCUCUUCAAGACCUUACUAGCUUAAAACGGCUGGUUUUAGAUGGAAACCUAUUAAAUAACCAUGGAUUAGGAGACAAAGUCUUCAUGAAUCUUGUCAAUUUAACAGAAUUGUCAUUGGUUCGAAAUUCCCUUACUGCCGCACCAGUAAAUUUGCCAGGAACAAACCUGAGAAAGCUUUAUCUUCAAGAAAACCACAUCAACCGGGUGCCCCCAAAUGCUUUUUCUUAUCUUAGGCAAUUGUACCGAUUAGAUAUGUCCAAUAAUAACCUAAGUAACUUACCUCAGGGCAUCUUUGAUGAUCUGGAUAACAUAACUCAAUUGUUUCUUCGAAACAACCCAUGGUACUGUGGUUGCAAAAUGAAAUGGGUACGAGACUGGUUACAGUCUUUACCAGUGAAAGUUAAUGUCCGUGGUCUUAUGUGUCAAGCACCAGAAAAAGUUCGUGGAAUGGCUAUAAAGGACCUCAAUACAGAACUAUUUGAUUGUAAAGACAGUGGGAUUGUAAGCACCAUUCAGAUAACUACUGCAACACCCAACACACUAUAUCCUGCUCAAGGACAGAGGCCAGUUUCAGUGACCAAACAACCUGAUGUAAAGAAUUCCAAACUCAAUAAGGACUAUCGUACCACAGUGAGUCCAGUGAGGAAAAUUAUUACAAUUACUGUGAAAUCUGUAAGCACUGAGACUAUUCGUAUUUCUUGGAAACUUGCACUACCAAUGACUGCUUUAAGACUCAGUUGGCUCAAACUGGGUCACAGUUCUGCAUUUGGAUCUAUAACUGAAACAAUAGUCACAGGAGAUAGGAAUGAAUACUUAGUCACAGCCCUCGAGCCAGAUUCACCAUAUCGAGUAUGCAUGGUUCCCAUGGAAACCAGUAAUCUCUAUCUCUCUGAUGAAACCCCAGUUUGUAUAGAAACUGAAACUGCACCCCUAAAAAUGUACAAUCCCACAACAACUCUCAACAGAGAACAAGAGAAAGAACCUUACAAAAAUUCCAAUCUACCUUUGGCUGCCAUUAUUGGGGGUGCUGUGGCACUAGUGGCCAUUGCAUUGCUUGCUUUGGUGUGCUGGUAUGUGCACAGAAAUGGAUCCCUAUUCUCAAGGAACUGUGCUUAUAGUAAAGGGAGGAGGAGAAAAGAUGACUAUGCUGAAGCUGGAACUAAGAAGGACAACUCCAUCCUGGAAAUCAGGGAGACUUCUUUUCAGAUGUUACCAAUAAACAAUGAACCAAUAUCUAAGGAGGAGUUUGUAAUACACACCAUAUUUCCACCUAAUGGAAUAAAUCUGUAUAAAAGUAACCACAGUGAAAGCAGUAGUAACAGAAGCUACAGAGACAGUGGUAUUCCAGAUUCUGAUCAUUCCCAUUCAUGAUACUGAGAGACUCAAAAGACUUUAUUUUGGUUUUUUUUUAAACCCAAGGGAGGUGACUGUGGGUACCUGUUCUACUGCUAAACACUGGAUUAAAGACUGAAAAAAAGCAAUGUACUGUACAUUUGCCAUAUAAUUUAUAUUUAAGAACUUUUUAUUAAAAGUUUCAAAUUUCAGGUUACUGCUGCGAUUAAUGUAGUGGAGAUACCUGACCACAAUUCUAUAUUUUAGUAUUUUUUAGUAAUUUGUACUGUAUUUUCCUUGCAAAUAUUGAAGUUACAAACCAUUUACUUUUGUGUUCUACUGAGUAAUAUGACUUGUUGACUGUGAAAGUGAAUUUUCUUGCUGUGUUGAACAAUCAGGACUUUGCAUUCACUUGAGAUCCUUGUAGUAUAAGCACAGGCCAUUUUCCACUUUGGUAUUAAUAAAAUGUAAAAACUGGCUGAUUGAGAAAAAAUAUAAUUGCAAACAUUCACAAAACAAUGUGCAGGCUAUCAAAUAUGUACACCCCAAUGCAAUUCAAUAAACAGAAGUUUGUGAAGUAAUGGGCAAUAUCAACUUUCUGAAUAUCACCGUUUUAUCUGUAAGCAAAUUAGACAU